CACUACUCCGGAUUAAUAUCUGUAUCUCGCUAUUCUGCGCCAUCGUCUUGGCGCUAGCUUGCGCCGACUGCUCUGUAAUCCGCGUCCUUGUAUUUCUCACAUAGAUCGACGAAUCCGUACGGCCGGAGAUCUAAGUCGCGGUGAUGUCGAAAGCACGAGUGUACACCGAUGUAAAUGUGCUGCGCCCCAGGGAAUACUGGGAUUACGAAAACCUAACUGUGCAGUGGGGCGACCAAGAUGAUUAUGAGGUUGUUCGCAAAGUUGGAAGGGGGAAAUACAGUGAAGUUUUUGAAGGUAUAAAUGUGAACAACAAUGAGCGAUGCAUAAUCAAGAUUCUGAAACCUGUUAAGAAGAAAAAGAUCAAGAGAGAGAUCAAAAUACUACAGAACUUGCGUGGGGGACCAAAUGUUGUCAAGCUCUUAGACAUUGUCAGAGAUCAACACUCGAAAACUCCUAGCUUGAUAUUUGAAUUUGUGAAUAGUACAGAUUUUAAAGUCUUGUACCCUACAUUGACGGAUUAUGACAUACGUUACUACAUAUAUGAGCUCCUCAAGGCACUAGAUUAUUGUCACUCACAGGGAAUAAUGCACAGAGAUGUAAAGCCUCAUAAUGUAAUGAUAGACCAUGAGUUGCGUAAAUUACGCCUGAUUGAUUGGGGGCUGGCUGAGUUCUAUCACCCCGGAAAGGAAUAUAAUGUCCGUGUUGCUUCAAGAUACUUCAAGGGCCCAGAACUUCUUGUUGAUUUGCAAGAUUAUGACUAUUCUUUGGAUAUGUGGAGUUUGGGUUGCAUGUUUGCUGGAAUGAUUUUCCGCAAGGAACCUUUCUUUUAUGGACAUGAUAACCAGGAUCAACUCGUGAAAAUUGCCAAGGUGCUUGGAACUGAUGAGCUGAAUGCUUAUUUGCAUAAAUACCAUUUGGAGCUUGAUCCUCAACUUGAAGCUCUGGUUGGAAGGCACAGCAGGAAACCUUGGUCGAAAUUCAUCAACUCUGAUAAUCAGCAUCUUGUGUCACCAGAGGCUAUAGAUUUCCUUGACAAACUCCUGCGCUACGAUCAUCAAGAUAGGCUCACCGCCAGAGAGGCUAUGGCUCACCCGUAUUUCUCGCAAGUGAGGGCAGCAGAGAAUAGCCGCACGCGUACACAGCCAUGAAUGCAAACAUAAUUUUCUUGUAAUUUAACAUGCAAGUUCAAUUGGGUUAGACUUCAAAAAUUGUGUUUGUAUAAUUUGUCUUGACCUGUGUUUUAAUAUCAAGCAUGAAUUAAUAUCUCA
Salvia hispanica is the source of this 1268-nucleotide messenger RNA. Its product is annotated as casein kinase II subunit alpha-2-like. NCBI's taxonomy places the organism in Eukaryota, Viridiplantae, Streptophyta, Magnoliopsida, Lamiales, Lamiaceae. The record is from RefSeq and is a predicted model, not a curated record. Gene Ontology annotation, cellular component: cytosol; nucleus; protein kinase CK2 complex. Gene Ontology annotation, biological process: peptidyl-serine phosphorylation; regulation of cell cycle; peptidyl-threonine phosphorylation. Gene Ontology annotation, molecular function: ATP binding; protein serine/threonine kinase activity.